This is a messenger RNA of Purpureocillium takamizusanense, 1953 nucleotides long. Its product is annotated as tRNA (guanine(10)-N(2))-methyltransferase. The record is from RefSeq and is a predicted model, not a curated record. Gene Ontology annotation, molecular function: nucleic acid binding. Gene Ontology annotation, biological process: methylation. The transcript has 3 exons. The coding region runs from base 305 to 1270 and encodes 321 amino acids. Lineage: Eukaryota; Fungi; Ascomycota; Sordariomycetes; Hypocreales; Ophiocordycipitaceae. Gene Ontology annotation, cellular component: cytoplasm.
CCUAUACUGAAACGUACAUGCCAGGCUCACGUUUCCAUCCACUCUGCAGCUGGUAUACCUUGCUGCGUUCUUCUCUGCCGCACACGGUAAUUGUUUUGCCCAUCCCGGGGUUUCAUUCGGUGGUAUUGGCCGUGCUUGCGAGCGCUUUGCUACCGCACCUCGCGACCCCCUAACAUUCACAUGCUCGACACGUCUCGGGCACUUUACACUCGGCAAACGCCGCUGCGAAUGGCUACGAAAGGGGAAACGACAAGGAGAAACACAGCCGACUGGACGGCAGGACACAAAACAAGGCCUCGCGGCCAUGGAGUUCAUCAUAAAGUUCGCGCAGACACACGAGACGUUUCGGCUGGCUGAGAUCGAGGCCCUCGCUAUCACUGAGGGUGUCGACCUGACGGUCAUCGAGUACAGUGACCAGUCACCACUAUGCCUGGUUUCGCUUCCCUCGGUCGAGGCAGCGCGAAAACUCAUCAGGCGGUCCAUCCUUGCCCAGUCAAUCCAUGAGUUCUGGGCCAAAGGUGACACCCUUUCCACCCUCCAUGAGUCUGUCAAGCUGCGGACAUCCCAUCUCUGGCCACAGUACAAGGAGCCCACCUUCAAAUUCGACGUCGAGUACUUCCAGGGAGCGCGCACCGCCGCCCAGCGGUUGGCCAUCAUCAACUCCUUCGACUACCUGCCCUUUGACGGGCCCAUACGCAUGAAAGACCCGGAGCAUACCUUCACCGUCUUUGAGAUCUGGCCCUUCGACAGUGUUCCCCUGGGCAUCGACAAGCCGGACAUGGUAUACUUUGGCCGCUUCGUGGGUGCCUCGUCACGCGACGUCAUCCUCAAAUUUGACCUGAAAAAACGUGGGUACAUAUCUACCACCAGCAUGGACUCCGAGCUAUCACUAGUCACCGCGAACAUCGCAUUGGCCUCGCCAGGAAAGCUCUUCUAUGAUCCCUUCGUCGGUACAGGCUCAUUUCCUGUCGCAUGCGCGUACUUUGGCGCCAUAGGAUGGGGCAGCGACAUUGACGGACGCAGCUUCCGCGGCAUGGGCGGUCACAAAAGCUUGCGCGGAAAUUUCGAGCAGUACGGCCUCCAGUCAUGCCUGGGCGAUGUCUUUGCCGCAGAUCUGAUGAACUCGCCCAUUCAGAUGGGCCGGAGGAUCUGGGAUGGAAUUGUGUGCGACCCUCCCUACGGGGUGCGAGAAGGCCUGAGGGUCCUCGGCCUUAGAGACCCGGAAAAGACCCCCUGGCUCAUAGAGAAGGGGAAAAGGGAUGGAUCGUAAGUGGUUGAGUGAACUGAUCACCAGAACCCCUUUCACACAGACCAAUGGGCAGUAUCCAGCUUACACUGACCCGACUCAGGUUGCCGGACUUUGUGGCGCCCAAGAAACCCUACAGCUUCUUCGCCAUGCUCAACGACAUCCUCGUAUUCGCUUCAGGAACCCUCGUAGACAACGGGAGGUUGUCAUUCUGGAUGCCAACUGCCAACGACGAGGAGCAAGAGAUACCCGUGCCGACGCACCCAUGCCUCGAAGUAGUGGCUGUAUGUGUCCAGGUGUUCAAUAAAUGGUCCAGGCGACUCAUUACCUACCGGCGCAUACCCGACAACGAGGUGAUACCAUUGGCACUCGAGGCAUACAACGCCAAGAGCAAGGCCGAAUCAAUCGGCACAACCGCUGACGAGCUGAACCCGUUUCGGCGUGGUUACUUUAGGAAGUUCGAGGCGAGUGAGUAGAUGGCAUGGCACAAUUAGAGGAGAGCAUGCCAGAACGGUGCUCGUAUUCGACGUGGACAACCGCCCGUGGCUCAAAAAAAUGGUCCUCAGCCACUGUUCAGAGGCUCGAGCGCAAAUUUCCCACUCCCAUCACAUGUAGUAUUUUAUGCCCAUCUGGCGCAGAGCAUCCGGGUAAGCGGCGUGUCCGGCCGCCGGCAGGCGGGCCGGCAAGCGUGCCGUCUUCCAAUACAC